GCAGGUUUAGAGGGACUCUCUCUCUUUAACACCACCAAGCUGCGUUCCAUACCUUCCCUCCCUCCCUCCCUUCUACAUCUUCAAAAAAUAACCCUGCUUGGAUAGCCAUGGCGCAAGUCAGUUACAGCUCCCGCUCAGCAGCUGGCCCCGGGGGGUAUAGCCAGGUCCGAGUCAGCACUGUCUCUUCAUCUCGCGGCGUCGGAGGGGGCUCCAGCUUUAGGAAACCUGGUGGCUUUGGCAGCUCCAGCCUCUACAGCUUUGGCUCUGGGGGCAAGAAGAUCUCCACCGGUGGUGGAGGAAGCUUCUACGGUGGCCUGUCCUCGAGUGCUCGCUUGGGCGGUGGUUAUGGAGGUGGUUAUGGAGGUGGUUUUGGAGGAGGCUAUGGAGGAGGCUAUGGCGGUGGGCUUCAGUCUCCAGGGAUUCAAGAGGUCACCAUCAACCAGAGCCUCCUGGCCCCUCUUAACUUGGAGAUAGACCCAACCAUCCAGAAGGUACGCAAGGAGGAGAAGGAGCAGAUUAAGACCCUCAACAAUAAAUUUGCUUCCUUCAUUGACAAGGUCCGAUUCCUGGAGCAGCAAAACAAAAUGCUGGAGACCAAAUGGAGCCUCCUGCAGGAUCAGAAGACCACCCGAAGCAACAUGGCUCCCAUUUUCGAAUCCUAUAUCGGUAACCUGCGGCGGCAGCUUGACGGCCUGGUGAAUGACAAGGGACGCCUGGAGGGAGAGCUGAAGAACAUGCAGGAUCUCGUGGAGGAUUUCAAGAACAAAUACGAAGAUGAAAUCAACAAGCGCACAACCGCAGAGAAUGAAUUUGUGAUCCUCAAGAAGGAUGUUGAUGCUUCCUACAUGAACAGAGUGGAGCUGGAAGGCAAGGUGGAUGGAUUGACUGAUGAAAUAAACUUCCUGAGAUCUCUCCACGAAGCAGAGCUGCAUGAGAUGCAGACACAGAUCUCUGACACUUCCGUGGUCCUUCAAAUGGACAACAACCGAAACUUGGACCUGGACAGCAUCAUUGCUGAGGUUAAACAACAGUAUGAGGAAAUCGCCACCAAGAGCAGGCAGGAGGCAGAAUCCUGGUACCAAACUAAGUUUGAAGCCCUGCAAGCCAGUGCUGGGAAGCACGGAGACGACCUGCGUAGCACAAAGACUGAGAUUGCUGAAAUUAACCGCAACAUACAGAGGCUGCAGGCUGAGAUCGAUAACAUGAAAAAUCAGCGUGCCAAGCUGGAAUCAGCCAUUACUGAGGCAGAGGAACGUGGGGAAAUGGCUGUCAAAGAUGCCAGGGCAAAGCUGGAGGAGCUGGAAGCUGCACUGAACAAAGCCAAGCAAGACAUGGCCCACCAGCUGCGAGAGUACCAAGAGCUCAUGAAUGUCAAGCUGGCCCUGGAUAUUGAGAUCGCCACCUACAGGAAGCUGCUGGAAGGAGAGGAGAGCCGGCUGUCCGGUGAUGGAGUUGGUGCUGUGAACAUCUCUGUGGUCAACUCCAGUGCUGGUGGUUAUGGCAGCGGUGGUGGUUAUGGCAGCGGUGGUGGUUAUGGCUAUGGAGGAGGAAUCAGCCUGGGGAGUGGAAUGGGCAGCGGAGGCCUCAGCUUUUCUCCCGGAGGUGGCUCUAGCAGCAGGAAAUCAUACAGUGUGACCAGCAGCACAACUCGGCGAAGCGUCAGAAACUAAGCUCUGAAGACCACGGUCAUCACUGCCUGAGCAGAAGAAACAGCAUCUCUACCCCCCCUUCCCCUUUCCCCACAACAAAGCAAGAAAAAAAAAUCCGUUCAUGGUCUCCCCAAAGCCACGCUGGUAGGAAGAAUUCUCACAGUCACAUAUUCUGCAAGUAUGUAAUCCCCCAGCACAGACAGCUUUGCUGUUGAUUUCAUGGACAGCAAAGCGUGAACCUCUACAAGUAGAAUACAAACCUAUAUAGGCAAAUUUCACAUUGGCUGUUUUCAGGGCAGACAUUGGCUUCUCCCCUUGCCUUCCCGAUUUUCCUAAAAGGAAAUGAAAUAUGAAAGCCCCCCAAAAUAAAACUGGAACUGUUGGCUUGGAUCCAGGAGAAAAGCUCACCUGAUCGAAGGGAUUUCCAUCAGCAGAGGAUGAUUUCUUGACCUCCUCACUGCUGCAGCCCAAAACGCCACCCUGAAAAGCUGUUCUUGGGGAACAGGGGACUCCCCACCCCACAGGAACAGAAUGGGAGUUGGAGGUUUGAAGUGGGAGGGGGGAAUCAGUGAAAAUCCCUGUCUCUUCUAUCAGCUGCAAUUUUCUGCAGGAUCCAACCUCCCCCCCCCCCGACUUCCUAUGCAAAAUUGUAUUCUGUUCCGUGAGAUGGAUUCCCAUCUGUUCUACCUUCCAGUCAGAGAAAUAAGAUUAAUAGCAAUGCAUUUGCUGUGUUGGGGGACACUGGUCAGAUGCUGGGGUUUUGAGCAGGGAAUCUUGGAGGCCCAUUUCAGACUCUUUUUCUGGGGAAUAACCCUAGAGUUCACCUUCUCUUAUUGUGCCGUGGUUCUGUGACACCUGAGAUUCCACACCACUUGUUUUCUGUCAAGGAAGGAUGGUUUUGCAAUGCUGAUAACAGAUUUUGUGCGAGAAA
Molecule: messenger RNA, 2580 nt
Organism: Gekko japonicus
Lineage: Eukaryota; Metazoa; Chordata; Lepidosauria; Squamata; Gekkonidae
Product: keratin, type II cytoskeletal cochleal-like
Exons: 9
Coding region: 108-1670 (520 amino acids)
Biological process (GO): keratinization; intermediate filament organization
Cellular component (GO): keratin filament
Molecular function (GO): structural constituent of skin epidermis
Source: RefSeq, a predicted model, not a curated record